CAGCCAACAUUUGGUGAUAAUUCCGCGGCACGCAACAGAGAAAGCGCCCAGCAGCAAGGAAACUGGUGGAUAGGGGGAGCUGAGAAUCGACCCAGCGAGAACAUUUCUCCGGGAGGACAGCACCCAGACGGUAGCGACGCUCCCAACGGAACAAUCACUUCCCCUUGGUUUCGUAUCGUUGGCGAAAAUAUCUCAUUUCUCAUUGGUGGGCGUUGUAAUGUAACCGCUAUUCGGGCGGAGCUUAUCGUCAACAACCAGGUAAGUACAAUAGAGCUUAUUACUUUCUUUCUCUACUUUAAUUCCUCUUUUUUUUUUGUUAUGAUUUUGAAACCGUCUAUUUGUUAUGUUAGUUUUGAUUUGAUUAAGCGAAAGUAGUUCUUUCCACCUUUUUUGGCUUUGUUCUCUCACUUUCUAGAAUAGCGAGGAUACCUGAGAACCGUUUGUCUAUUGCUACUUUAUUUAUAACGUUUUAAGCUUCAAUCACAGUGGAACCAGUGCAGGAAGAUAAUAAGCGCCCUCCUCCUUUAAUAGCUUUAGCCAAAAUAGGUGCCCGAGCGCAUAUUCAAAGAAAAGUGGGAAGAUAUUUUUUUUGUCUAGAAUCUCAUGUGACUCAGGUUUUACAGCAGCUGAGAUAAGACUAAAUUCCCGCUUUUCUGCUCCUUCUUUAACAUUUGAAAUUGUUUGAGUUCUUUUUUUUUCUUAUCUUUUUCUUUUUCCCGCUAGACUGUUCGAAGAGAGACAGGUAACUGUAACGAGACGAUGUACCGUAAGAGCUGGAACGUGGAAGAAUACAUUGGCCAGAUGGCUCGUGUCAGAUUAGUAGACAAGACGGAUUGUUGUUGGGGCCACAUCAACUUUGAUGACCUUAAAGGAGGUAUCACUUGUCCUCAGGAUUUAGUCAAAGAAAACUAA
This is a messenger RNA of Pocillopora meandrina, 912 nucleotides long. The record is from the annotation of a GenBank genome assembly. NCBI's taxonomy places the organism in Eukaryota, Metazoa, Cnidaria, Anthozoa, Scleractinia, Pocilloporidae.